Molecule: messenger RNA, 1146 nt
Organism: Gastrolobium bilobum
Lineage: Eukaryota; Viridiplantae; Streptophyta; Magnoliopsida; Fabales; Fabaceae
Exons: 2
Coding region: 1-1146 (381 amino acids)
Source: RefSeq, a predicted model, not a curated record
AUGUACAUCCGAGGAAUAGACGAGCCUCUUAUAUCUCGGAUAUUUGCCUUAACCCUGACUGGGGCUGCGCAGGCAUGGUUCUUUACCUUACCUGCCAACUCCAUUGGGUCUUUUGAGGAAUUUGGGAAAAAGUUCCUCUUAAACUUUGCAACAAGUAAGAAACACCCGAAGUCCGAGUUCACACUUGGAAAGAUACAUCAACAACCUGGAGAAACCCUCCAGAGAUACCUCAAUCGGUUCAAGGACGCUGCAUUGCAGGUGUCGGGUUUGCAAGAGAAUGUCCACGUACAUCUCAUUGUGGCUGGUUUGGACGGUACAUCUAGACUAGCCAAGUUGGUCUAUAAGGACCCAGUGAAGACGUUGGAAGAAUUCAGAACUCGUUCGAAAAAAUUCCUCGAACUUGAGCAAAUGAAAAUUGCCAAUGCGCAAUCUGACGAGGGCAAAAGAAUUAGCCCAAGAAGGAGAAGCCCGGCCCCGAAAGGAAAUGAAUGGGUUGAUAACAAGAAAAAAGAGUCCAGGGCCCGAUUCCCGGAUGAACGGGAUCGAGUUGGAAGAUAUGAGAAGUACACACCGCUAAAUGCGCCACGCUCUCAAAUCGGGAGGGAAGUGGCAAUGACGGGAAUGAAGAAGAAAUUUGUUCGAGAUGGAAGGUUACGCCAAUACGUGAUCAAAACCCAGGGUUCCAAAAAUAACAAAAGGAAGUCGGGAAACAUAAAUAGAAGUAAAAGCCCGGUUCCUGAAAAGAAAUACAAGGAGGAACGGAAUCAGAAAAACGAUUCCAACCAUGAUGAGUUCUCGGAAGCGGAAUUUGAUUGCAAUAUAAUUAGUGGAGCCCUGGGAGGAAGAGGAGACACGGUAAGUGCCAGAAGAAAGUAUUUGAAAGAGGUACUCUCCAUCCGAGACCGUCCUAAAUUCAAGGAAAACCUUAGCAAACCAGACCCUCCCCUUUUGUACUUCACAAAAGAGGACAUGCAUGGUGUGCUGCCGGGACAUGUAGACGGGUUAGUCAUUGCUGGAACCUUGGUAAAUUGCCAGGUUAAGAAAAUUUUCGUGGAUGGAGGGAGUAGUGCCAACAUCGUACUCUGGGACGCUUUCAAAAAGAUGAACUGGAUGUGGAGGACCUUAAACCUUGCAAAACGACUUUGA